Messenger RNA from Adineta ricciae, 675 nucleotides. Lineage: Eukaryota; Metazoa; Rotifera; Eurotatoria; Adinetida; Adinetidae. The record is from the annotation of a GenBank genome assembly.
AUGGCUUGGGCAUCGAUCGAACGGCAUAUUCUCAUUUUCUAUCCCAAACUACUCGAAACAACAUCGAAACGAAUCUGCUUUCAUUAUUUACCUCUGACUUUUGUCAGUGUGUGGCCAUUGAUAUUCUAUUUGAUGAUGCUGAUUAUCAUUCCAUGCGAUGCACCAUUGAACUACAAUCGCCGACUGGGGGGUCGUUAUGAUUGUGUGGGUGUGGUUCCAUGGAUCGGAAUGUUUGACAGCAUUGCACAUUACAUGGUGCCAGCAUUCAUCAUCGUGGUUUUCAGCAUUGGUCUUUUCGUUCGUGUUGUGUAUCAUCGGUAUCAUCUUCAUCACAGAAUUGAUUGGAGGAGCUAUCGCAAAAUGGCAGUGCAGUUGCUAUCGAUAUCGCUGGUUUAUAUGGCGUUGGACGCUCCACCCAUGGUACUGAAUGCUGCAUAUUUGUGGGGACUAUCAACAGAUGUGGCAGCACAGUACUAUAGUGACAUGCUCGAUCUUAGUUUAUGGGUGAUUUUGUUCACUCCAUUUGCAAGUGUAACAUCAAUACCAGAUCUGAAAACAAAAUCUGUAAAUGCGUUGAUGUUUUGGCGAGGAAGACAUACUGUUGCACCUGUCACCGUAACGAACACUCAUCGAGCUGCGAAUCAAACAAGAACAUUAACAAGAGGUGUUCAUUGA